CAUCACGAUCUACCGCAGGCCGUCCUCUUGUGGUGGUGCCAAUGUUGUCACUGGAGCUUAUCACCUGCCUGUCCAGCUGAACGGUCGGGGAAUUGCAUCCAGGGCAAGAACAGUGAUUCUUUCGUUGCUACGUACUCGUCACCACGGUAGUAUAAUCGAAUCACAAGAAUGGCUGCUAGCAGUCUGCACAACGAGUGCCGGGUCGGCUAAGCUAUUACCGUGGAUUGAUGACUGUGUUGGUUUGUGUGGGUCAUCUUGGGCCUGCUCUUAUAUGUUUGAGAUAUGAUGACGCGAGUGAUUCGCUCUUCUAUUCAUGUCCUCUCGUUUGUUUUUCGAAAAUUUGACAACCUCAUAUCCGAAGCACUGACUGUCUUCGUUCCUUUUGAGAGGUACAAAGGCUAUUCGAAGCGUCGUACUUGGACACAAAGCAUAACCAAUAGCAACAAUGAAUCCAUCAAUGGCUAGCAAGACCGUUCAGUCACUACGAGGGUUUGCCUGCGAUACAUCGCUCCUACGAUCGACUCAGCGUCCACAACUUCAUAGUGAAAGCAGCGUGAUUUCUCAUCAACGGAGACAUAUCACCAUCAAGCAACUCGAAGCAGCCAAGAAUGAUCGUACUCGGGUCGUCAUUCUCGGAUCUGGCUGGGCAGGGUAUACGCUUGCGCGAAGCCUCAACCCAAAGAAGUUCCAGACCGUGCUUGUAUCUCCUCGCUCAUACUUUGUCUUUACUCCUCUACUUGCUUCGACCUCCGUCGGUACUCUGGAGUUCCGCACCGCACUGGAGCCCAUUCGAUCUCGAAGCAGUACAUACGACUACAUCCAAGGACGAGCCGAUGCUGUUGACUUUGGUAAAAAGGAAAUCAUGGUUCGGGAGACGGUGCGAGAUCCUAACCUCGGAUUACUUCCGGUCCGGGCUGGCGAGGAGCGUGAUGAACGACCCAUUGAGAUGCGAAUUGAAGCCAGCCGUGGUGAACUCUUUUCCAUGUCUUACGACAAACUCAUUGUCAGUGUGGGCAGCUACAGUCAGACCUUUGGCAUACCUGGAGUGAAAGAGAAUGCCUUCUUUCUCAAGGACGUGCAAGAUGCGCGCAAGAUCCGGAAUAAAUUAUUAUCGUGCUUCGAAACCGCUAGUCUGCCGACGACUCCUCUCGCAUUGAAAAAGCAGCUCCUUAACUUCGCCAUUGUUGGUGGCGGACCGACCGGUAUUGAAUUCUCUGGCGAGCUCCGUGACAUUGUGCGAGAAGACCUCGGACACUUGUAUCCGCAAUUGAAAGAACACGUCCAAAUCACUGUUUACGAUGUCGCCGAUAAGAUUCUCCCGAUGUUCGACGAGAAGCUCGGACAAUACGCCAUCGAUCAUUUCAAUAGCGAAGGAGUCACGAUCAAAACGAGCCAUCGCAUCAAGGCCCUUCGCCGUGGUUUGCCAAACGUUACCGGAAGUGGAACCACAAAUGAUGACGUCAAGGCGAGUGGCUUUACACUUUCACUCGAGAAUGGAGUCUCAUCUGAAGUCGGCUGUGGUUUCGUGGUUUGGAGCACCGGCCUGAUGAGCAAUCCCUUCGUGGAGAAAGCGCUCGGCGCCUCUUUCUCCGCGCCUGCCAAUUGUGUGCGUCUGCUUACGGAUUGUGAUGCCAACCCCGAUCCGGCGACGACCUCGGGAACCUGGAGUGUUCAGACCCACCCACGAACUGGUAGUGUGAUCACAGAUGACUUCCUGCGAGUUCAACUAAGUGCAAGACCAUCAGCGGUCAUGAAAAGUAAUCUCGAUCCCGCCUCGAAGAAUUCCCAGUCACCAACCGAAGACAAGCAGCCGCAGUCGACGGCCAUGCUGCGGGACGUGUUUGCGCUCGGCGAUUGUGCGAUCAUCGACGGGACUGAAUACCCUGCUACAGCACAGGUUGCUUCACAGAAGGCGACGUGGUUAGCCCGGAAACUCAACAAAGGCGACAUCAACACGCGAGGAUUCUCAUUUGCCAACCAAGGAAUCAUGGCGUACAUCGGCAAAUGGAAUGCGAUCGUGCAAUUAAACAAAGGCAGUCUCAGUGGGCGGACGGCUUGGCUGAUGUGGCGAGGUGCUUAUCUAGUCAAGUCGAUCUCAUGGCGGAAUCGCCUGCUCAUUCCCAUGUAUUGGACUUUGAAUGCCCUGUUUGGGAGGGAUGUGUCGCGGUUCUGAAGGGCCUCCGCAAGCGUCAAUAACAGGCAUCGAGGAGGAGGAGGAGGACAUGCAGAUAGCAAGUGCAGAUUCGACGAGGACGAAGAACAAUUGUCACUUGGGCAAUUUUCAGAAAGUCUUUC
This is a messenger RNA of Dissoconium aciculare CBS 342.82, 2295 nucleotides long. RefSeq lists its product as uncharacterized. Gene Ontology annotation, molecular function: NADH dehydrogenase activity. The transcript has 3 exons. Lineage: Eukaryota; Fungi; Ascomycota; Dothideomycetes; Mycosphaerellales; Dissoconiaceae. The record is from RefSeq and is a predicted model, not a curated record. Bases 446 to 2173 code for a protein of 575 amino acids.